CAUGACUUGCAGCGAGCAGCACAGCACACCCCUCGAUGUCCGUUAAGCAAAGUCGGACACGGCGACGCCACAUCGCGGUUCGCAGAACUUUGCUGCCGUAGCGCUAGGCCACUUCGAUAUUUCAAUUGUCACCACCGCCGGGUUCUCAAGAAAGGACGGGUCACACAACGCAGAUUCUGUACUGCCAGAACUCACCGAGGCGAAAGACGCACUGCCGCACCGCCACUACUCACGGCUUUCCGCCAAGUAACACACAACCUACAACCAACACACAAGCAACGCACGUACAAUCACAUGAGCAAUUUUCAACAACGCGCGGUUGAGAGAACGAUCACGCUGAGGUCGAACACGCCAAGGCGUCGCUCGGCGCCAGCAUCGCGCCUUCUCAAAAAUCCCUAAACGAUGCUGUCCCUAGGCACCUAGGAUCAGGUCACGUGAGGGAUUUUUGUACGACAAAUAGACGCACGCGUGGUUGCGAGAGAGAAAUGUGGGGACUUUAGGUGCUCAAAAUUUCUCGUCGUUUAGGUACUAUGGGGAAGAAAACCGUUUGCUCCGUUUGUCCCUAGCCGAGCUUGCAGCACAGAAUCGACAGGAUGCGUGGCCGGCAAGGCGAAAAAGCCGCGUCCGAGCCAUCAUUCCCUAAGGUGUCCACCCUGCCCCAUCGGAGAAAGUCAGGUGCAUGUGGUGACCAUUCUCAAAGGGAACUGCAGUUCCUGAGCGGACAUAUACAGCAGCUGUCAUCUUCUCGGAAGCAGGCGCUCAUGCUUGGAGACCUGCAGAGCACGAACUGCAGCAUGUGUGGCGAGCCCGGGAGACAGCAAGAGCCACAGAAGUCCUGGACUAAGGGCGCCUCCCACACAAGCAGAAAGACACCCGCUUUUCCUUUAUUUUUUUUUAUAAAUGUUUUUCCUUCUCCUACUUAUAAUGUUCUUUAAUACAAUGGUUUACCUGACAUGGAGGCAGUUUUAUCUCUGGAGCUCCUAUCUGAAUACAUGGGAAAAGAGAAAUAGUUUUUCUCUGAAGCCAGCAACGGAAUUCGAUGAGGUUGGUUACAUGUAAAAAAAAAAAAGCUGAAAUGUAGCGACUGUUCUAGGGGGCAAUUUUUUGUGGCAGGAAAUUUUGAAAAUUGUGAAAUUAAAAAGACUUCCGUAUGAAGUUUACAACUUGAUACAAAAGCUAUGAAAUUGUAAACUUCGUGCUUAUAUUUUUUAAGCUUACUGACUCUCAGCAAUUUUUCCUAAAUAUUCAAGGUCCUAAAUCAAAAUUAUGCAGCCUAGAAUGACUAAAUUUUAUCUUUUUCUCUCAAAUGCAACAAAUUUCAUUGCAAUUAUUCCAGUAGUUGUCUCAAAAGCAUUUCUGCAUUUUACAUGUAUUUGAAUAAAGAGAUUAGAGUUGGCACUGAACUAAAGCAUCCUCCUCAAGGUAUGCACAUCAUUUCUGGCCGUGAGGCCAGUUAUCAGUCGACACUCUACACUAUAAAAGAGAAUUGCCUUU
This is a messenger RNA of Dermacentor andersoni, 1494 nucleotides long. The record is from RefSeq and is a predicted model, not a curated record. NCBI's taxonomy places the organism in Eukaryota, Metazoa, Arthropoda, Arachnida, Ixodida, Ixodidae.